This is a messenger RNA of Amoebophrya sp. A25, 1815 nucleotides long. Lineage: Eukaryota; Dinophyceae; Syndiniales; Amoebophryaceae. The record is from the annotation of a GenBank genome assembly.
CGCCCGCGUUUGGUAUGCUAGAUGAAACUAGGAUGCAGAUGACCAGGGAGAAUGUUCGAAGGAUUUUCGGAGAUGAACCGAAAGAUCGAACUUAUGGAACAGUCAUGUCUACCUCUACUCUGUAAAUGUUGUAAAUGCGAUAUUAUGUUGCGACAUUUAUUAGGAUUAUGUUUGAGUGGUCUUAAUUUUAAUAUUAGCCAUUCGAAAACUCAAAAUAACUGAGUUACUGAAUGAAAUAAAGGAGGUAGCUUAUAGCAUCAAGGCUGCUCUUCCUUCUCAUGAUCAGUAUCUCGGUUAUUCUCGUCUGUUACUCGCUUAUUUCAGUUUUUCGAAUACGUAGAUGUAGAAGAUAGCGGCAUCAAUAUCUUGAUGUAGUUGGACAAUUAAUGCUUUCUGCUUCCUCUAACCUUCAGUGGUGAAAGAUCCGGAGAUCAUGCGCCAGUUGCUUAUGGUGGCCAAAGGCCAUGUGAAAUCGAUGCAGGGAGCCUACGACUUCGACUCUGACUACAUGCAUCAGCUGCGAACAGACCAUGCGCAUGAAAGACACUUAGUGGUCCGAUUUUCAGAAAAGAGCGAUGAAGAAGCGAGGGAUGAGCCAGCGAGGAUGGAGAAGAAAGAGGUAUUGAUGAUGCUCUACUAGUGAUGUAGGACGUAUCUAGACUAGUGAUGUGUGGCGUAGUGGGAACCUGCAUGAGUUCUGCUUCUGCUCGAGUAGAAGUAGCUCCCUGCGCUUUUGCUUCCGUCAAGGUUUGUCGAGCGCUGCCAGUAUCAUAGAAAUACUGGCAGACCACGCCUCUACGGUCAUCGUAAACGAUGGCAAAAGGGAGUACAGCAUGUAUGCGCAUCUAUAAUGUGUGGGUUAUUUGUAAUUGUAUGAACAACAUCACCGAAAAUGGAUCAAAUCCUCACGUUCACUGUGACACAGGUCCGUUCCUUCCUCGUGCCUGCAGGUGAAGACUUGUCCUGGAUGUCACAAGAGAUUGAGCUUGCGUCAACAGCUACCCCCGACUGGAUAAACGCUUCUCCCUCUUCCUCGAUGGAUAUGUCGAGAAGUCCUGAGGAGGAUGAAAGUACUAGAUCAUGGCUACGUAGAAAUAUUGACAACUUUGUAGAAGUAGUGACACCUGCUAGUAGUACUAGUAUCGGUCUUCUGCGUUCUGAGUCGGACUUUGUCAUUGUCGCUAAUAAAUGUUAAGCUUAAAAAGCACCAAGCCGCGAAUUCAAAUACAAUUACUGGAAGAUGAUGAUGACAUCAUCAUCUUACAGUUAAUUUUCUGACGAGGUGUCUUUCUUUCAUUUUCCUUGUCAGGUCCCGAAGAGAAAGCCGCCGCGAACAAGAAGAGAAAACCUGCUUCAACAUCAGAAAUUGCUGCUGAAACGACUACUACUGCUAUGAAGAAAGGAGCCACGACGACGACGACGAGGAUAACGACGAGAGCAGGAUCCAAGAGUAUGGCUAGAGGCGCCACUUGUAUGAAGAAAGAAGCGCCAGUUCCAAAAGCUCGCAGUCAAAGUGUUUCCGUUCGCCCCAAAGUGAGAGCGAAAGCUUCGUCUGCCCAUUCUUGUUCUGCACAUCUUGAUCAGGAAAAGCCCACUGCAAUAGACGAUUCGUUUGCGAGACUGGCAGCAAGGAGACUUGCAGCAAGUCGCAAAAGUGCAAGCGUCGCAGAGGAGCAAGCGUUGCAGAAAGAUGAGCCAGGAGACGAAGAAAAAGCCAGGAGACGCGACAACCCAUUUUUAUACCAAGUGAUUCACGGAUUGCUGGAUGAUGACUACGAUCCAGCUGUUGGAAAAAGUGCAACUUCUAUAGAGAGG